This is a messenger RNA of Neocloeon triangulifer, 940 nucleotides long. Its product is annotated as transmembrane protein 256 homolog. NCBI's taxonomy places the organism in Eukaryota, Metazoa, Arthropoda, Insecta, Ephemeroptera, Baetidae. The transcript has 4 exons. The record is from RefSeq and is a predicted model, not a curated record. The coding region runs from base 175 to 702 and encodes 175 amino acids.
UCAAUUUUAACAUUAUUUUUUAGUUUGUUUUACUAGCAUCUCAUCAUCAUUUUGUCUUUUCAGUUCAAAACUUGACAGUCAAACUUGAUAGCGACGAUCGUACGUCCUUGAUCGUCCCUGGUGUCAAUCUGUCAAUCUACAUAAUUUGCACAGGAUUCGAAUGACCUAUAGACGAUGAGUGUCGAAGGAACUGUCAACUAUAUCCUCUUUGACAAUCCGGUCAGCAAAAUCGCAGUCGACUGCCUCAAGAAAGGGGGUUCACUUUUGGGUGUGACUAAGCAGACGGCAAGCAAGGCUACUCAGAAGGGCGCCACCAUGGCUAGUUCAGCUGCUGCUAAUUCAUUGUCCAGGAUGGCCAAGAGCUGCGGGCCUUUUGUGCGAAUUGGUGGCCUCUCUGGAGCGGCCAGCGUUGGUCUUGGUGCCUAUGGGGCGCACUCACUUCUACUAAAGGAAGAUGUGUCCGAUGAAAGGAAGAGGGCCUUUAGCACUGCCAAUCAGUAUCACUUUCUGCACAGUCUGGCCCUGCUUGCUGUUCCUCUUUGCAGGCGCCCAGUUCUGAGUGGUUCCCUGAUGUUGUCUGGACUGGUGCUGUUCUGUGGGCCGUGCUACCACUUUGCUCUAACUGGCGAAACCACCAUAAAACCCGUCACUCCCUAUGGAGGAAUUUUGCUGAUUGUGGCCUGGCUGUCCCUCUGCCUUUAAGUCUCUAAAAUUGCAAGGGAAAAACCGGGAAAAAUAUUACAUAGUCAAUCAAGAGAGGAGCCACUACAUAUUAUAGUGUUAAUUGUUUUGAAAAAUAUGUUUGAAUAUUUGUUUCUUUGUUUGGUAUCUUCAUUUUGUAAUGAAAAUAUAUGUCAAGAAAAUGCUAUCCAUCUGAGAUCAUUAUAUAAAUUAGCAAUAUUUAAUCUAAUAAUAAAUAUAUAUGUUUUGGAAAAAACAU